Messenger RNA from Didymodactylos carnosus, 1989 nucleotides. NCBI's taxonomy places the organism in Eukaryota, Metazoa, Rotifera, Eurotatoria, Philodinida, Philodinidae. The record is from the annotation of a GenBank genome assembly.
AUGUUAGUGCUCAUAAUUUGCAUUUGUCUUGGUAUAGGAUCAUCGAAUGGUAUAAUGACAAUUGCUUCAGAAAAAGCCGAUGAUAGUGAUAUAAGUGAAUUUCGAUCAAUAAUGCGAAAACAUAAUUUCACUACAAUGGACCAAUUAAAAGACUAUUUCAAUGCUUUAAAGAGUGGAGCUAAAGACAAGGUGGCCGAUGCGGCAGGUGCUGCUAAAGACAAGGUAGCCGAUGCGGCAAGUGGAGUUCAAGACAAGGUAGCCGAUGGGGCAGGUACUGUUAAAGACAAGGUAUCCGAUGGGGUGGGUGCUGUUAAAGACAAGGUAGCGGAUGCGAUAGGUGCUGUUAAAGACAAGGUAGCGGAUGCGGCAGGCGCUGUUAAAGACAAGAUAGCGGAUGCGGCAGGUGCUGUUAAAGACAAGAUAGUCGAUGGGGCAGGUGCUGCUAAAGACAAGGUAGCCGAUGCGGCAAGUGGAGUUCAAGACAAGGUAGCCGAUGCGGCAGGUACUGUUAAAGACAAGGUAUCCGAUGGGGUGGGUGCUGUUAAAGACAAGGUAGCGGAUGCGACAGGUGCUGUUAAAGACAAGGUAGCCGAUGCGGCAAGUGAAGCUCAAGACAAGAUAGUCGAUGGGGCGGGUGCUGUUAAAGGCAAAGUAGCCGAUGCGGCAGGUACUGUUAAAGACAAGGUAGCAGAUGCGGCAGGUGCUGUUAAAGACAAGGUAGCCGAUGCGGCAAGUGGAGCUCAAGACAAGGUAGGGGAUGCGGCAGGUGCUGUUAAAGACAAGGUAGCCGAUGCGGCAAGUGAAACUCAAGACAAGGUAGCCGAUGGGGCAGGUGCUGCUAAAGACAAGGUAGCCGAUGCGGCAAGUGGAGCUCAAGACAAGGUAGCCGAUGGGGCAGGUACUGUUAAAGACAAAGUAGCCGAUGCGGUAGGUGCUGUUAAAGACAAGGUAGCCGAUGCGGCAGGUGCUGUUAAAGACAAGGUAGCGGAUGUGGCAGGUGCUGUUAAAGACAAGGUAGCCGAUGCGGCAGAUGCUGUUAAAAAUAAUCUCGGAUUUAAUACGUCGACAGAAGGAGCAAAAAGUCCAGUUGUUAAUGGUGAUCCGAAGGUUGCUGAAGCACAAGGUGAGCAAACUCCGGUUGAAGCAAAGCCAUCAGAAGCACAAAAGGAAGAAGCAAAACAAGGCACACAAGAUGAGCAAAGUCCAGUUGAAGCAAAGUCAUCAGAACCACAAAAGGAAGAAGCAAAACAAGGUAAUAGUGAUGAGGAACCAACUGAUGGCAACAAAGAUGACGAUGAAAAUUUGAAAGUUGGAAACGGAGAGCAAAAACAACCAGACCCCGAUGAUCAAUUUCGGAGAGUUGAAGCUGAAGAUGAUGAGCCCGAUUCCGAGGCAGAUGAAGAAGGUGUAAAAAAUGAAACUGCUGAUGCUCCUGAAGGAGAGACAGAAGAAGGAGAUGUGAAUGACGGCGAUUCAAACUUAGGCGAAGACGCUGAUAAGCCGUCAGAUGUUCAGACAAAUAAUAAAGAUACGGAGGAUGAAUUUAAUAGGCAAAGCGGCGAAUUAGAAAAUGAGCAGCCUGACCAAGAAGAGGACACUGAAGUUGACGAUAAAUCGCAACCGAAAGACCAAAAAAUGCCAGAAACAAACGAAGAGAAACCUAGCAGUUUAUGUGUAGAAGUUUUUAUGGGAGAAAUUAAUGACAUUAAAUCUAGAAAAUCCGACGAUGAUGAAAGUGCUUGGUCUGGCAGUUUUAUUACGUACUUCUUAAUAUUUACAUUAAUCGUUGUUAUCGGUUAUUUAACGUUACACAAUAAAAAUAAAUUGAUGGGUUAUUUGGUCGAAGGUCGAAGUGGUAGUGGUUCACGUUCACGAGGAAGCUCAUCGUCGAGUCGUCCAUCACAUCGAAAUUAUGAAAAAUUAAAAAAUAUUAAUGAUGCUAUGCCUCUCGAUUUAUCGAAUAAUGAACCAAUUAUUAUUAAAUCAUAG